AUGGAAAACUCGGAAAUACUGACAAUUGAGGUGACUCUGAAAGGAGAUGAGUCUUCUUCUAGUCGUUCAGAAUGUACUCCCAGUGUCCCUCCGCGACCAAGGCCAAAACAAGAGCGCAAUAAACUGGUAGAAACUACACAGGCUUCAAUUUCAGGUGCCCAGAAUCAAAGCGUACACACUUUUAUUUCAAUUGAAAUAGAUGAGGAAACACAUGGUAAUGCUACAUCAAAGGAUAGUAAAUCACAGUCCUUAGAAGAAGGUACUCAAUUUGAGCAAGACGCUGAAAGCGUUGGACCUAUGACAGAAAAACACGAUAUUGUUUCAUCUGACCCAACUACCGUUGAUUCUGACAAGGAAAGUGAAGUGACACUGUCAUUGAAUCUCCAAAAAACAAAUGAUCUGGAAGGAGCAGAUGGAGAGAAAACUCCUGGAAAUUCGAGUACUAAGGCUACAUUCAAAGACGAAAUCGAUGAAGAUGGCUUCUUAGAAGCAGACAACUCAAGCUUCAAUGACGACUUGGAAACAGUGCAAGAAGGUGGAGAAAUAAUUGACAAUGUUGUUAAUGAACUGGUAAGUACGGACGCCGAGAUAGAUCCUUCUCCUUCUACUCAGGAUGAUAUUCGAGAUUCGCAAAAGUUUCCAAGAGAAGAUAAGAGUUUGGAAAGUGACGUUGUGCAAGAUGGGGAUGUAACUGUCCAAAUAGUUGAAAACCCGUUUGAGAAGGAUUCCCUAGAACAUGCUGCUGCUGCUGCUGCUUCACCGAUUGCUGAACCUGAAACUAGUACUACUACUCUAAUGAAUAAGAGAGUUCCGUUUAUACCAGCUCGUCCCAAAAAGAAAGCAUCAUCACAGAACCAGGAAACUGUUCAAGACGAAAGAAGUACACUUGUUACUACGAAACCAAGUCUGGAUUCAGGGGAUGAGCAUCGAGAUGCGACAGAGGUAGUUGAGAAAGAAAGCAAGUCUGGUAUGUCAAAGCUUGAGGACGGCAAAAAGUCAAAAAGUGAGAGCACUCGAGAUCCAUUGUUGCCUACAGCUGUUAAGGAAGGUAUCAGUAGAACUAGCAGUAAUUUAAGUAGGGGAAACCAUGAGUAUGUUAAACCUGAACCCGAACCUGAACCUGAACCUGAACCUAAACCUAAACCUGAACCUGAACCCGAACCUGAACCUAAACCUGAACCCGAACCCGAAACCAUAACACCUUCUAUUCCCGCUCGUCCCAUCAAGGAUGGAGCAGUGAAAGAGAAACCAAGAGCACCACCUCCUAAACCCAAAAAGUUGUCAAGUAAGAUUGCAGCUUUCCAGCAGCAAUUAUUUAAUUCUGCUAAUGAUAUGAGCCAUGAAAACGAAUCUUCCAAGACUUUCAAUAGCUCUGAUUCGAAAGUCACCGGAAACAUAAUACACAGUGCAAAAUUUCAAGGUAGAGGAAUACCAUUACCGGGUAUGUUCACUCCGGGGUCUGCUCCUCUCCGCAAUCUAGACGUAAUUAGUAACGAUAGUGUUGAUUCCAUUCCUCUUAAUUCGAGAAGAAUUAAAGGACCAAGAGGUAAGAAGUUACCCAGAGCAGUUACCGAGACGAAAGUUCUGCAAAAUAGACAUCGCGAACCGGAACUGGGAAAUUUGUGGAAUUUUAAACUUUUUUUGAAUACUAAAGAGGAAAAGCCAAAUAAGGAAAUAAAUUUAGAGUGUAACGACGACAUAGGCGUGGAUUCAGGUAUAGAGGAAUCGAAAUCGAAUAAUGCUGAAAGCAAGCUUUCGGUGGAAGAAAACCAUUAUAUAGCAGAAUUGAAAGAGGAAGAAAUUGACACAGUUAUCCGUGAAGAUGAUUCGGGAUUACAGGAAGCCAGUCCACGAUAUGAUCCAGUAGACGUGAUACUGGAUCCCCUCUUUCAUGACAACAACAAUAACAACGACAACGAUGACGACGAUGAUGAUGCCGAUGACGACGACAAAAGUGAUGAUCAUGAUAAUGAUCUUGAUCUAGACAUAGACCCUAUGACUGAUUUCCUGAAGCAAGAGAAGAUCAAUGAGGGGUCAGGAAAAGAAACGAACCUCGAUUGA
Molecule: messenger RNA, 2061 nt
Organism: Lodderomyces oxycetoniae
Lineage: Eukaryota; Fungi; Ascomycota; Pichiomycetes; Serinales; Debaryomycetaceae
Exons: 1
Coding region: 1-2061 (686 amino acids)
Source: RefSeq, a predicted model, not a curated record